Molecule: messenger RNA, 1412 nt
Organism: Magallana angulata
Lineage: Eukaryota; Metazoa; Mollusca; Bivalvia; Ostreida; Ostreidae
Product: casein kinase I-like
Exons: 8
Coding region: 125-1141 (338 amino acids)
Biological process (GO): negative regulation of canonical Wnt signaling pathway; peptidyl-serine phosphorylation; signal transduction
Cellular component (GO): cytoplasm; nucleus
Molecular function (GO): ATP binding; protein serine/threonine kinase activity
Source: RefSeq, a predicted model, not a curated record
CACAGCGCCCCCUUCUUUGUUGUGAAAUAAAGUGCGAAUGUGUCACAACUCGACGAGUCUUUGUUUUGGGAUUGUGACCAACAGAAGUGAUCAAACUGGGCGAAAAUCGAAUAUGUUAUAGUUUAUGAUAUUCUACAUAAACUUGAACACCAAAAACAGAACCAUGGCCAGUGCAAAAAGUUCAACGAAAGGAGAAUAUCAUGUAGCAGGAAAGUAUCGAUUAGUAAGAAAAAUCGGGAGUGGAUCGUUUGGCGAUAUAUACCUGGCCAUGAAUAUUGCAAAUGGAGAGGAGGUGGCUGUUAAGUUAGAGUCUGUCAAAGCCAGGCAUCCCCAGCUGAUUUAUGAGAGCAAGUUGUACAAGAUUCUACAGGGAGGGGUCGGAAUCCCACACAUAAGGUGGUGGGGAGUGGAGAAGGAUUAUAACGUUCUAGUGAUGGAUCUACUUGGGCCCAGCAUAGAGGAUCUCUUCAACUUCUGCUCUCGCAAAUUCAGCUUGAAAACCGUUCUCAUGUUAGCGGAUCAGAUGAUUAAUAGAAUCGAGUUUGUUCACACCAAAAAUUUCAUCCACCGAGACAUUAAACCCGACAACUUCCUGAUGGGGAUCGGCCGGCAUUGCAAUAAGGUUUAUCUAAUAGACUUUGGUCUAGCCAAAAAAUUCAGGGAUAGCCGCACCAGACAGCACAUUCAGUACCGCGAGGACAAAAACCUGACAGGCACAGCCCGAUACGCCAGCAUCAACGCCCACCUGGGCAUUGAACAGAGUCGCCGCGACGACAUGGAAUCCCUGGGAUAUGUGCUCAUGUAUUUUAACAGAGGUUCUCUCCCUUGGCAAGGGUUAAAGGCUGGCACAAAGAAACAGAAAUAUGAGAGGAUCAGUGAGAAGAAGAUGUCCACACCUGUCGAGGUCCUGUGUAAGAACUUCCCUGCCGAGUUUGCAAUGUACCUUAACUACACCCGAGGUCUGAGGUUUGAGGAGCCCCCCGAUUACAUGUAUCUGAGACAGUUGUUUCGAAUCCUCUUCAGGACAUUGAACUAUCAGUACGAUUACGUAUUUGAUUGGACGAUGCUCAAACAAAAGGCAGCUAACUCCGCAACAGUCGCAAACGGUGGAACAACACACAUGGCUACAGUUGGUCGCUGAAAAAUGAGGGAGAGAAAAAGGCAACAGCAACUUUAGAAAUCAGUUCUUUUCUUUCUGUGUGUGAAAAAAAUGGUGGAUUCAUCAAGUUUCUUCUAGGUCAUGUGACCUACUUAAAAGUCUGGCCACCAGGAGCGCUUCAUGCCGGCAAUUCUCCCUACAGAGGGUGCAGCUGAUUAUCAUCCUGUCGCUAUGUAAGGAAGGAUCUCGUCUUCAAGUGAAGACUCUAAAAACUGUGUUUCUUUAUUGGGUGCAAUUUUGCAUGUACAUUCAA